AUGCCUCUCUGGGGACUCCUGCUGGUGCUCUGGGGCUCCUGCACCUUCAGUCUACCUGCAGACACUGCUGCCUUCAGACGGAUCUUCCUCAAGAAGAUGCCCUCGGUCCGGGAAAGCCUGAAGGAGCGAGGCGUGGACAUGGCCCGGCUGGGUGCUGAGUGGAGCCAGCUCAGCAAGACUCUCUCCUUUGGCAACCGCACCUCCCCUGUGGUCCUCACCAACUACCUGGACACCCAGUACUACGGUGAGAUCGGCAUCGGCACCCCGCCGCAGACCUUCAGAGUCAUCUUUGACACGGGCUCCGCCAACCUCUGGGUGCCUUCCACCAAGUGCAGCCCCCUGUACACGGCCUGUGAGAUCCACAGCCUCUACGACUCCCUGGAGUCCUCCAGCUAUGUGGAGAAUGGGACGGAGUUCACCAUCCACUACGGAUCCGGGAAGGUCAAAGGUUUCCUGAGCCAGGACCUGGUGACUGUGGGUGGGAUCACAGUCACACAGACCUUUGGCGAGGUCACGGAGCUGCCCCUGAUGCCCUUCAUGCUGGCCAAAUUUGACGGCGUCCUGGGCAUGGGCUUCCCCGCCCAGGCCGUCGGCGGCGUCACCCCUGUCUUUGACCACAUCCUCGCCCAGCGGGUGCUGACGGAGGACGUCUUCUCCGUCUACUACAGCAGGAAUUCCCACUUGCUAGGGGGCGAGAUCGUGCUGGGAGGCAGUGACCCCCAGUAUUACCAAGAGAAUUUCCACUACGUGAGCAUCAGCAAGCCUGGCUCCUGGCAGAUCAGAAUGAAAGGGGUGUCUGUGCGGUCGACCACCUUGCUCUGUGAGGAGGGCUGCAUGGUCGUAGUGGAUACUGGUGCAUCUUACAUCUCGGGUCCCACCAGCUCCCUGAGACUGCUCAUGGAGGCCUUGGGGGCCAAGGAGAUGAGCACGGAUGAAUAUGUCGUGAACUGUAACCAGAUGCCCACACUCCCCGACAUCUCCUUCCACCUCGGAGGCAAAGCCUACACACUCACCAGCGCGGACUAUGUGUUACAGGACCCCUACAAUAAUGAUGAUCUGUGCACACUGGCCCUGCACGGUAUGGACAUCCCACCACCCACUGGACCAGUCUGGGUCCUGGGUGCCACCUUCAUCCGCAAGUUCUACACGGAGUUUGAUCGGCGUAACAAUCGCAUUGGCUUUGCGCUGGCCCGCUGA
Messenger RNA from Rangifer tarandus platyrhynchus (Svalbard reindeer), 1197 nucleotides. NCBI's taxonomy places the organism in Eukaryota, Metazoa, Chordata, Mammalia, Artiodactyla, Cervidae. The record is from the annotation of a GenBank genome assembly.